Molecule: messenger RNA, 4946 nt
Organism: Choloepus didactylus (southern two-toed sloth)
Lineage: Eukaryota; Metazoa; Chordata; Mammalia; Pilosa; Megalonychidae
Gene: ASB7
Product: ankyrin repeat and SOCS box containing 7
Exons: 6
Coding region: 758-1714 (318 amino acids)
Biological process (GO): intracellular signal transduction
Molecular function (GO): protein binding
Source: RefSeq, a predicted model, not a curated record
UUGGCUGUUGAAGGCUUGGUCCCAUCCCAGUGACCCCGAAGUGCUGGAGGGAGGGGGUGGGGUGGCCCAGUGCAAAGUGCAUCCCGAAAGCCCCCUGCCCAGAGCCCCCGCGACUGGCACUUCGGACCCUGUAUGACCCGGGACUUCGCUGCCCCGAGACUGCCUGCGUCCCCCCGUAGCUGCGAGUCUCCGGCCGGGAGAGCGACAGUCCCCUGCUCCGAGCCCCCAGACCGGGACUCCCUCCCCCUCUCCCCCGAGCCGGGACUUCCUCCCUGCACCCCUGCCCCGAGCUUGCCCGGCGGCCGGGACCGCCCGCUCCCGCCUGCUCGGCUGUCUGGAUGCUCUCCGGGCUGGGGCCGUGAGGCGCUCUAGGAGGAGCAGGGCUACCCGUGUCCGGCCCUGCCUGGGGUGUUUCUUCAAUGGAGAAGUUGGUGAGUGUGGAGGAGGCUGAAAGGAGGAAGAGGAGCAGCAACUGAGGAGACAGGUUUAAGCUGGCUGGAGGAGACGAGAUUGCUGGAAGAGCUCUGCCUAUUCACCGGAGAAGCAGCAGGCAGGGUGCCUCUGACCAGCAUCCUCUGUAAAGGUUAAGAAAGCUUGUUUACUCUGCAGCCUAGACACACACUGAACCCCCUUCCUCAUGAUGCUGUAUGUGCACCAUGGUUAUUAGACAAUCCAUACAUCAAGAGAAGGGACACUCUUCCGAAAGGCUGAUCCCUGUGACCUAAUGAAUCCUUUGUAAAAAGCGGACUCAGCUAGGAUGUUACACCACCAUUGCCGAAGGAACCCUGAACUCCAGGAAGAAUUGCAGAUUCAGGCUGCAGUGGCUGCUGGGGAUGUUCACACAGUACGGAAGAUGCUAGAGCAAGGGUAUUCUCCAAAUGGCCGAGAUGCUAAUGGCUGGACCCUGCUUCAUUUCUCUGCAGCAAGAGGAAAGGAGAGAUGUGUUCGAGUGUUUCUAGAACACGGAGCUGAUCCCACGGUUAAGGACUUAAUCGGAGGCUUCACUGCUCUUCAUUAUGCAGCCAUGCACGGCCGGGCCCGGAUUGCACGUUUGAUGUUGGAGUCCGACUACCGGAGUGACAUCAUCAAUGCAAAAAGCAACGACGGCUGGACUCCCCUCCAUGUGGCGGCCCACUACGGUAGGGACUCAUUUGUCCGACUCCUGCUCGAGUUCAAGGCUGAGGUCGACCCGCUCAGUGAUAAAGGUACCACGCCACUGCAGCUAGCCAUUAUCCGAGAGCGCUCAAGCUGUGUGAAGAUCCUUCUGGACCACAACGCCAACAUCGACAUUCAGAACGGUUUCCUGUUGCGAUAUGCUGUGAUCAAAAGCAAUCACUCUUACUGCCGAAUGUUCCUUCAGAGAGGAGCAGACACAAACUUGGGUCGCUUAGAAGACGGACAGACUCCUUUACACUUGUCUGCCCUUAGGGAUGAUGUGCUUUGCGCACGGAUGUUAUAUAAUUAUGGAGCGGACAUGAACACGAGGAACUAUGAAGGACAGACCCCACUGGCUGUUUCAAUAAGUAUUUCUGGAAGUAGUCGACCAUGUUUGGAUUUCUUACAAGAAGUAACAAGGCAGCCCAGAAACUUGCAGGACCUGUGCCGAAUUAAAAUUCGACAAUGUAUAGGCCUUCAAAACUUAAAACUACUUGAUGAACUACCAAUUGCCAAGGUCAUGAAAGACUACUUAAAACACAAAUUUGAUGAUAUCUGAUAUCCACAGAACUGUGAGCAAGAUUAGAAGUUAUAUUCCAGAAACUUAAAAGGCUUUUUGCCUUGCACAAAGUAUAUCCUAUGCAAUUUCUGAUUUGCUGUGAAGUCAGAAAGCAGGUAUACACUUUUAGGUUUUAUUUUGUUUGUUGGUUGGUUUUCAUUGUAGGGGAGGGAUUUUUAUAUAUAUAAACACACACACACACACACACACACACACACACACACACACACACCCCCCACAUGCUUGAAGGUCUUAAUUUGGUUUCUUGGUCCAAGUUUAAGAGGUCCAAGCUUUCUAUAUGAUACCGCAUUUAGAAAAAUUGUUUUUCUAAAAUGAAGCAGGCAGGUUUGGCAUGGAGAAUUUACCCUUUUCAAAUUGUUUAUGGUUUCACUGGCAUGCGCUAUUAUAAGCCAGCAGAGCACUUGUUAAAGUAAGGUUUGGAGGCACAGUGUCACCCAGGGUGUCCUGGGUUGUGCUGGAAAAUGUCCUAAGAAAUUCUAAAAGUAAUGCCUGUCACCUCAUUCAUUUUUAAUGAGUAAAAAUUGGCUGAUUCAUACUGUUCUUUUCCUAAUUAAUGUAGCUUUCGGAUGAUUUAAAUCCCGUACCUCUGCUUCCCUGUUGGCGUGCUCUUGUUUUUAACUUAUUUUUUUAACAGCCGUGAUACACUACCCAGAGACCCUGUGUCUCAACCUCUGUCCCUCAUUGAAUUGUGCUUUUAAAUAACAUUGAUGGGAAAGAAAAUAACUCUGUGAAGCCAGUGUGUUCUGUUUUUAAAACAGUGCCUCCAGUGCAAUGUGCUUUCUGGUGUAUUUCAUCCAUUGUUUCCCUCAAUGUUCAUCAUUCCACAGCCAACUUGAGCAUGCCCAUGAGAACAGGAACCGCCACUUUAAUUUUCAUUGCAGAACCAUGGUAUGUCAGUUGCAAUUUCCAUUUUCAUCAUUGUUUUUUACUUCACUUUGAACAGAAAAUUGUAUAUCCUAGUGGUAAAGUAUUCCUUAAAAAUAGCCCACAAUAUUGUUCAACCAUUUGGCUUUGAUGGUUAAACAAUUUGGGGUGAUUUCAUGGUGUUUUUUUUCUUCCCUGUUUAAAAGAAAAAAAUUCUAAUGGGUGCACAUUUGUAAGCCUGGUUAGAUCCUAAUAUUGCUAAUUCAACAUUUACUGUUUAUUUUAAGGUUGUAUGCAGCAAAGACCUUCAAGAGAGUUAUUUUAUUUUCUGGGUUCAUUGGGUAUGUUUGCAGUGUAGGCACAAAUUGAUAGUGUCUGUAACAACGGAAGAGUUUCCAGAGGCAUCGGGAUAUAAUACCCUUGGAAGUAUUUUCCUGUGCUUGAUUUGGCAUUAUAUUAAUUUCGGAAGAACCUUUUCAAAUGCCCAGUAUUGUUCUUAGUGUUUGGGGAGAUGUCAGAAUAUUUACACGCUAGUAAUAAAUUUGUCAUCAGACAUUUACAAGCUAAGCCGAAGGCCUUCUCUUUACUUCUCUGAAUUCUAGUUUAAGUCAUCGGUAGGAAAUUCUUUUAACUGAGAAGCAUAACUGAGAUCAGAAUUACGAGUCUCUUCUGGACUCAUGUUUCUCCAGAGCCAUCAGCAAGGUGGCUUUAGCGUUGGAGUAUCUCAUCUGCUUGUGCCUAGGCAGGAUUUCUGAAGAAUGGGCAGUUUUGGAGAAAAGGAGUCCAGGAGAUGGCUGGCAUGGUACAUAGACUGUCUCACAGGCAGCCAUCAGUGUCUGGCCAGUUUUGUAAUCAUCUCGAAACUAUAACUUGAGCCUAAUGAGAUGGGUGUUCUGUCCUUUUCCCACUAAAAAGUAUCUUCAAAAAAUUACCACCCAAGAGAGUCCCUUGUGAAGAUAAGAGCUGAACUAUGUUCUCAUUCUUUCAACCAAUUCCCAGGCCAGGGCUAAGACCCAUGAGCAGUGUCAGGGCCAUGGCAUGGCUGAGAAUGAAUUGAGUGUUUCUUCCUAAAACCCGGGAUCCAAGGAGGUGAGGAGACAGGAGGGUGCCGGGGGGUGAGGUGGGGACACCUGCAUUCUGAACAGCAAUGUUGGUGUUUCAUUAGCACAGGGCUCAUUCCCCUCAGAGGUGUGUAUUAAUUUAUUCAGUUGGUUUAAAAUGAUUUUCUUUCCCCAACCAUUCAAAAGUUUCCAAACUAAGUUAGCCACUGAGUGUGAGCCAGGAAUUCCAAGUGAAAAGGUCAGAUUAAGGUAAAUUCUUUGUUCGGUAUCGCUGCUGUGACUUCAGAAAAAAAUUAUGAGAGCUCUUCUGGAAUUGAAAUUUCUAUUUAAUGAAGAAGUGUAUAAUUCCAUUAUUUUUUGUUUGAGGUUUGAUUUAUCUGGAAACUUAAAAAGAAUGCUUUAUUUUUGUUGUUAAUACAAUCCCAGUCACAUAUCGUAUUUCACUAUAUCUAAAAUGUCUUUAAGUUGGUAAUUGGUGGAUUACAGUGCUGAUCGAACAGGUCUGUAUUUGAAUUUGAUUGACAGAGAAGCAUUCUAUGGUCACAUAAUGACUAGAAAGGACAAGCAUUUUCAGAAAAUCAACUGAUUGGGUUUUCCAGAAUCUUGACUAAAAUGUUCAGAACAUCAAAUUUGUCACUGAUCCUUCUUUGUUUCUUUUGAAAUUUAUUAUUUAAGCCUAUUACUAAACCUUUAUAAAAGUAUAUUUGGCAAGUACACCAAAGAAACCAGCUCAUAAAAGAUUAUGAUCAUUAAUGAACUGCAAACCUCAUCUUUUGAAAACAGAAUUGUUGCUUUGUAAAUAUUUGUGUUUAUAAAUGUACAGCAGAGUAAGAGUGUUUUUUAGAUUAUUUAAUUCCCAUAUUUCUAAACUAUUUACUACAGAAUAAUCCAUGCUUGUUAGUUUGGAAGACUCAACUGUUUUGUUUUUUAAUUCAUUAUUGGUCAUGCUUGGAACAGCAUUUCCCCUAGAGAAUUCAGUGUUCUGGCAGUAGCAAGAGUACACAGCUGCAGCACAAGGGAGACUAGCGUGAUUUGUCAGAUGCACACCCUACGAGACAAGAAUGUGUAGUUUAAUUAACCAGAGCGGACCAGAUGAAAAUUGAGGUUCUAACUUUCCUGCAAAAUUGCUCAUUAGCCCAGAAUGUGAUUGCAAUGAGGACGUUUGCCCACAAAUUUAGCUUUCAUGUAACUCCUAGUGUGUUAUUAUCAUAACAUAUUUUGUUCUUCCUUUGUAAUGUAUGUUUUGCUUUGGGUCAAUUUGAAUUAAAAAAAAAAUUUAAUCUGGU